AUGUGCUACCACGUCAAUCCGCAGGCAGACAGGGACUUCGUUGUCUUUUCCGACGGCGGCCUGGAGAUACCCAUGUGUUGCGACGGUGCUGGCGCGCACUGCGACUGCUUCAGCUACAUCCCAGCGGCGUCACCCCCUGCCGCGCUGAGGAACGACGAAGACGGCAUCCAGGAGAAGUGGGACUUUGCCAAGCGCAAUCGGGCAAAACCCUCCGCUGAGAGGGGCCCCAUCACUUUGGCGACCGUGAUCAAGAACGAUACCCAGGACAUCCGCGUCUAUCGGAAGUGGCUCGCAAUGAAUGAAACUGAAUAUUCCAACGUGUUCGGGAAGAGGCCUUCGGUGAAGGAUACUUCGAAGCAGCCCAAGCUCAACGUGCCGUGCGAGGCGGUCCCGGGAGUGAAGGAGACGGUGUCCCUCUUCGCCUGGGAGCCGAACAGCCCUCUUCGCACGGUGGAGACAAGCAGCACCGUGGGCUCCGCGAUGAAGACGGCCAUGCUGGACCCUGCAUGCUGCUACUACAACGGGCAGGGGAAGGGCUUCUACAAGUGGUCGGUGGACACAGACAAGAGGCUCGCGGGCGACGAGCUUGGACACGCGAUGAACUCGAAGUGCUCCACCAUUCUCGAGAUGGGCGCGCAGCUGGGCGCCCCAGAGCUGAGCGAUUAUUCUGCAGCCUACCACGGUAGUCACACUGCCGCCGCGUCUAGCGGCAGCGGUGACCAGGCAGACGUGUACAUCAAGAAGCUGAACCUCGAGGUUGCUCUGAGAAAGGGGAAGGAUGGGGUUGUGUUCCAUCAUGCAGGCCUUCGCGUCAAGAGUUGGAGCGCCAAGCCCGAUACGAAGGAGAUGGCGGGGGUGAAAUCACUCAUGAAGAUCCCGACCGCCGUCCAACUAGACAUAUGGGAUUAUGGUGCGACGUCCAGGUGCACGAAGGUCACAUUCCCAGUGGACGUGCCGAAGUUAUUGGAGCACUGCUGGCCAUGGCCGAUUCGUUGCAAGAUCGACGGCGACAUGAUCGACCCCAGGACCGCUGAGUUCGACCCGCUCGAGCCACGCCUCACGCUCGUCGGCGGGGAGUUUCCCGUCAAGCUUGAGAAGUUCAGGGCGCACUUCAUCAGGAGCGUUCUGGGUGAGUUCAUGGGCGAGGGCAGCAACGGCGAGGACUUCGUGCGCGCCACGUGCAAGCACAUGCACGACUGGGCUGAGUCGACAAUGGAGCAAUGCGACGACCUGGGUGACACGUCUGCCUUCCUUUGCGAGAUCACAACGGUUGCCAACGCAAUCGACACCCUCUUCGACAUGGAGAAGCUCCUCGACGGCGACGCUGGCGAGAAUGCGAUGAACGACCUCAAGGAGAUCAGCGACACAGAGCGCAAGUCCAGCGUGAUCAAAUCGGUGGCCCUCGUGGUCGCAAACGUAGACUUCUACCGUGACCUUCUCGCCACCGCCAUGACCAACGCUGCGAAGAUCAACGAUGCUCGGCCCAAGUACGUGGACAUCAGCGCCGACAUUGACGCGAAGAUGCAGCUCAGCCCCUACGAGCUUGCAUCCGGUGUCGAGGAGAUCCUCAAGAUGCUCCCAGCGGUCGUCUUCGCUGUCCCAGGUCAGUGCGUCAAACGGCUGUGCGACAAGACCAUGAGCAUCAUCUGCCAAGUUGUCGGUAUAGCCAAGGGGUUCGGUGGCAUCGAGAACGGCAGCGACGCCAUCGCCAAGCUCGAUAAGAUCGAGAUGCUCGUAGGCGUCAUUUCAUUGACUGGGCUGCCUGAUGAGAUGCAGAAUGAGAUACGGAGUUCAUUGAGGCUCAUGUGUGACGGUGCCUUGGCGUCCUACCCAGCUCCAGAGGUCGAUCGCAUCGGGCGCGUGAUCGACGAUGUGGUGCAGAGCCUGGGCAUGGACAACGAAACCGAUGAGCAGAAGAUAGCCCGCGCCAUGGUGGCUGGGCGCUCCGCCCAUCAGCUGACGCAGACCAUCAACGCGAUACUCAACGCUGAAGGGCAAGAGCGGCAAGAGGUCGACACUACGUCAACGGCCACGCUGCAAUUCCUGACCGGGCAGCUCACGAACCACUCCAAGGAGAUCGAGACCGCCAUCGAGUGCUUGCGAAGCGUGGGUGGUGCCAAGCUGGAGGAGGCGAAGAGUGCUGCCGCGGAGGUCAUCGAGAGUCUUCGCCCCUUGCAGGGCGGCCUCGAAGGUGCUGGGCAUUGGAUGGAAGGCCUGGCGGACAACAAACGCAACAAGUGGGCGGACUUCUACGAGUACGCGCAGAAGGCGAUCAUGCAGGACAGAGGGACUGCUGGCCUCAAGAAGGGGAUCGACGGCGCCACCACGGCGCUUGCUCGCGUCGCGGAGAUGGAGAAGGCUUUCUGCCUCGACUGCGGGGGCGAGUUCGAGGAUGACUGCAAGCAG
Prorocentrum cordatum is the source of this 2406-nucleotide messenger RNA. NCBI's taxonomy places the organism in Eukaryota, Dinophyceae, Prorocentrales, Prorocentraceae. The record is from the annotation of a GenBank genome assembly.